Sipha flava (yellow sugarcane aphid) is the source of this 454-nucleotide messenger RNA. RefSeq names its product bombyxin E-1-like. The coding region runs from base 122 to 397 and encodes 91 amino acids. The record is from RefSeq and is a predicted model, not a curated record. Gene Ontology annotation, cellular component: extracellular region. Gene Ontology annotation, molecular function: hormone activity. Lineage: Eukaryota; Metazoa; Arthropoda; Insecta; Hemiptera; Aphididae. The transcript has 6 exons.
CCGGACGCCGACUUACGAACUUCGGUCUUCUGCCCUCGCACCCGAGCAUCAACACGUUCAGAUCGCACAGCCCUGAAAAGCUUCAUUGAUUAUCGAUAUAAAAGUCAUACCAAGAUAAAACAUGAACGUAAAAAUAUUUUUGAUUGUAUUGAUAUUCCUUUGCGUCCCGAUUAUUGGUUGGGAAAUACCUUACAUAUUUUGUGGAGAUCAUUUUACCCACGUCCUGGCCACUGUUUGCGGCAACAAUCCAUAUAGUGGAAUGCCAGGAGUUCAAGGUUUGAAAUCAACAAUAAAAGACCUUGCUAUGGAAUGUUGCGAUCAAUCAUGUACUAUGAACUACCUGAAACAAUACUGUGUUACAAAUUCAAGCUUAUCAAUUCAAAAAUUGAAUUUGUAAUGCAACGAACGCCUUUGAUAUAUUCGUAAUAAAAAAAAUUAAAAACAAUUAGUACAC